Colletotrichum destructivum is the source of this 1452-nucleotide messenger RNA. Its product is annotated as Putative PUA-like superfamily, SRA-YDG superfamily protein. The record is from RefSeq and is a predicted model, not a curated record. NCBI's taxonomy places the organism in Eukaryota, Fungi, Ascomycota, Sordariomycetes, Glomerellales, Glomerellaceae. The coding region runs from base 256 to 1452 and encodes 398 amino acids. The transcript has 4 exons.
UAUAAGCCGUUGCUCGUUCCCUCAUCCAUCUUGAGAUUGUUCAUUUCGGAGACAUGCUCAGCUUCGAGAGAGAAGACAACACACACACACACACCCUCAUGCCUAGAUCCAAGAUUCAACGCCUAACCUCAUAUUCGUCACCAACUUCUCAGUCCGCACGCUAUUGGCCUUAGAUGCAAGCCCUGACAUCUACAAACAUCCAUCAUACCAUUUUGGUUCCGUAGAGCUGUGGCCGCCUCCACCCGCUGGACCGCCAUGUCGCCUACCCAAGUCGUGACCAGGCCCUGCCGCUCGCCGUUCCAGAUGGACGGAACAUCAGAGACAUAUUUCAUGAGAUAUCCCGGAGCAGCUGUGCUCUCCUCCCCGCCAGUCGAACCCCUGCCGGUCAAAGAGGAGCUCCUCGAGCUCUGCGACUCGGUCCGGACGUCCCUUCAGCGGGAGAAGAGCUUUGGACCGCACGCAGACAGAGUCCAAGAGCUCUUCGAGAAGAUUUUGAAGGAAGAACUGCGUCACAGUCCCUCUCUUGACUUCGAGACGCUUCAGUACGCUCGUCUGGACAAGCUCCUCGCCGACGUCCUCGACCCCGCCUGCCGCCCAUCUCCGCUACCCCUGCGCUUUCGUGCCGACAUGGCCGUCGCCGAGAGUCUUCAAAAGAUCUGGAGGAGCAGGUUCCGCGAGCAGUACUUUGCCCUCGACCAGGUGCGUCAGCGCAGGCUGUCCAUCGGCGGCGAGAUGCGCGACAUCCACUUUACCGCCGCCGGCAUGGACCCCCUCGAGUCUUGGACCGUCCGCAACAGCUGCCCCGAUCCCAUAUCGGAGCUUGAGGGAAACCAACAGUUUGAGCCUGGCCACUGGUGGCUGAAUCUGGCCUGCGCCCAGCGCGACGGCAUCAUUGGCACCGCGGUCGAGAAGCCCACCAAGGGCAAGUACGGCGUCACCGCCCUUCCCCUCCUGACAGGGCUCGAGGAGCACGUCCGCGGCAAGCUCUACCGAUACGUCCGCGAGGGGCGCCUCUCCGACAUGCACGUCUCUCUUCUCACGCAGGUCGGCACUCAGAUCCGCAUCCUCAGGGGCUAUCGCCUCAAGAGCACACUGGCUCCACAGGCCGGUGUGCGCUACGACGGACUUUACACCAUCCGCCAGUACGGCAACAAGCUCGACGCCACCACCGAUAAGUACCGCCUCGAGCUCCUGCUGGAACAUGUUGAUGGCCAGAAGAGCCUCGAGGAGGUGCAGAAGGUGCCCAGGCCAUCCCAGAUGGAUGACUGGCAGACAUUUAAGAAGGUCGAGGCCGAGAUGGUCCGCCAGCGCAAGGGCGACGAUGGCCUGCUCGACUUCAAGAUGCUCAAAGAGGAGGAACGCAUCGACCGCGAGCACUGGAGGCGUUCGAGCGAGUUCCGGGCCACGCUGGGCCAGGAGGUCUGCGGGCUGGGGCUUACAAUGCCUGCCUAG